ACAUGGAUGGGCGCCAAAUUGUUCUCAUCAUUCUCUCAGGUAGUUAUUUACUGCUGUGAAGUGAAAUGUAUGUUUUUUACAUCCAUGAUGUUUUCACUGGUAUUAUGUGUUUUGUUACCUUUUCUUUUUGUAAUUCAGGAGUUGUUUCCUGCAGUCGCCAUGAAAUUACUGGAUCUCUGUCAGAGGUGACGGUCAGACGAGGAGACAACGUCACCGUCUACUGUGACUGCAAACUGUCCACCGGGGUUUACAUCGUGUGGUACAGGAACUGUUCGCACGAGAACCAGCCCACUCUCGUUCUUAAAGCAAAACCUAAUUAUUUGGUUGAUUUUCAGUUUUUGAAGAACUUUACUUCUAACUCCUUUGACCUGCUGAUCAUUAACGUCACCGAGUCUGAUGAGGGGCUUUACUACUGUGGCAAUGAGGAGAUGAAGGUGGUGGACACGGAAAGGAUCGUCCCCAAAUAUUUUCAAAGUUACGGCAAAGUGACAACAAGGAUCCUACUGAAUUCCAGGGAUGACCACAGUGGAUGCAACUCGAGCGGUGGCUUUGCGUCCUGGAGGCUGGUGGUGUUGGCGCCAGCCGUCGCUAUUCUCUCCUCUCUCCUCUCCUUCAUUUUGGUUCACCACUUCUGUCAGAAAUCAGAUAAAGAGCCUCAGGUUCAGAGAAGCAGAACAAACAGAAGCAGGAGGAAGAUACAUGUUUAACACAAGUCGUGUUCCAUGGAAAGGACGGAUACACACAGCAGCAGACAGAGGAUGGAGACCACAACACCUUUGUUCAAGCAGCAAACAGAAUUUAAAUAGUUUCCGAAUUCUGAAUGUUCGAAAUUUAGGUCAGAAGAUUUUAGGCCCUCAAGCGAACGUAAAGACCGCUGACCUAAAUUCGAGUUGGUCCUGUGGUUUGAGACGCACAGUGCUUUUAAAACCACAAAGAGGGCAGAUACACAGACCAGUUACAUUGACAUUUUCACUGGUUUAUAUUGACUUUUUCUAUAAUAACUGUUGUGACAUUGUUCUCCCUGAACUAGUUAACCUCAAAGUUUUCUAACUGUGAUUGACUGUUGUCUUUAUUAUAACAUCUGGAAAUAAUGUCCUCCGCUGAAUUCUCUCCUGAUCGCUUUGCGCGAAUAAAAACAAAAUAUAUAAUAAAUAUUAUAAUGACAGUAAAAGGUUUCUUUCUUGUUAUGUAGACAAUUUCAAGUUAUUUAUCUAUUUAAUUAUGAGAUAAUAUCACAUACAUUUCUGAUUUAAUUCAUUUAUGGACCUAACAGUCCCUAUGUUAUAUACAGAUGAUACAGGAUGUGCAAUGUUGGCUGUGAAAACACAAUACAUAAUGUUACAAUUAUUAUUAAAUUAAUAAAAUUGAAUAUAAUUUACACAAAUAUAUCGGCUAUUAGGCUAUAUGGGCAGGAUGACUCAGGAGGUAGAACUAUUGUCUCACAAUCAGAAAGUUCCUGGUUUGAUCCCCAGCUGCUUCAGAGAACACAGUGAAGGAACAAGUUAGUGGGAAUAGAUGAAUGAGACAAAUGAUCCAUUGUUUAGAAAAGUACCAAAUGUAUUUAUCUACAGUAUUGUAUAUUUUAGUCGGGCCCUUUU
Messenger RNA from Platichthys flesus (European flounder), 1598 nucleotides. RefSeq lists its product as uncharacterized. NCBI's taxonomy places the organism in Eukaryota, Metazoa, Chordata, Actinopteri, Pleuronectiformes, Pleuronectidae. Bases 66 to 707 code for a protein of 213 amino acids. The record is from RefSeq and is a predicted model, not a curated record. The transcript has 4 exons. Gene Ontology annotation, biological process: response to bacterium.